Molecule: messenger RNA, 1178 nt
Organism: Eruca vesicaria subsp. sativa (arugula)
Lineage: Eukaryota; Viridiplantae; Streptophyta; Magnoliopsida; Brassicales; Brassicaceae
Source: the annotation of a GenBank genome assembly
AUGUUAGGCGAAAAUGGCGUGACAUCUUUGGUGAAUCCAUCAGGUGGUCGGAGAGUUUUCCCUUUCACCAACGAGAUGCACUUUAUGCCUUCACUGGAAAACAGGGGAAGAGGGAGUCAACAAAAGGGUGGUUCUGUUUUCACUGAGAACAGGCGAUCUUCUAUCACUUCCUAUAGACAAACAGACAUGGGAUCUUCUGGACUAGCCUGGACAGGUUCCGUGUUCAGUUCUGUUCCUAUGAAUCAGUAUGCUUCUCCGUUGGGGAAUUGUGAAAACAGGAAUGAUAUGAAUGGAUCUGGAUCACUACAAGCGAUAUCUGUUUCAUCCGUUCAAGAUGCAGAAGCCGACACAACUAGUAACAAGAAGAAAGUUUCUUCAAAUGAUUGGGAACCUUCUGAACCUUUCCGAGCAUCUUUCACAAUUCCACCUUAUAUACUUCCCUCGUCUGAUGCCCUCUACGAUCCUUUCACGGAUAUAGAGAUUCCACAAGACAGAUCUCUUACUGCUCCAUCGUCAAGUAAAGUGAAAGAUGCACAGAUAAAAUCCCGCCAGCAGAAAGAUGGUGAUUCUACUAGUGGUCCCCAAGCUCGGGAUUGCAAUAACGAUGAUAAAAACAGUUCAUGCAGUCAAAAUCAAUACCAAGAAACUGUGGCAAGGAAGAAUAUGGAAGCACUGGAAGGGGUGGCCACUUCGGUUGUUGAUCAAAAUGACGAAACAACAACACCAAGCAAAGAAGUUUCUUCUUCGGCGGCUGCAGAAAAUAGAGUGGUUUUAAAAAGAAGCAAACCUUCAGGGCACGGAUCUUGGCGUAGAAGUGACGGCACUUCGCAUAAAAAGGUGUUGAAAUCAGAUGAUAUAGAUGGGGAAGUGAGGUCAGACGCAGGGACUAAAGCAAUGAGACUGUUCCGGAAUGCAGUUGUGGAAACCAUCAAAGAAAUGGUGAAACCACUGUGGCUUGAGCGCCGUCUUACCAAAGAUGUGCAUAACAUGGUUGUUAAAAGAGCUUCGGAAAAGAUAGUCAACGCUGCUGUUCAGUCACAUCAGGUGCCGACUGACACUACAUCUGUUGACCAUUAUCUCAGUAUGUCUGCAGCCAAAAUUGUGAAGCUUGUCGAGGUGAUUUUCAACAAGUAAAUAACUGAGUGAAGUCUUGUAUUAAUCUGAAAGUUCCUCUGUUC